AUGCGAGCGGCAGUGAUGUGGACAAUAAACGAUUUUCCUGCAUAUGCAAUGGUUUCUGGGUGGAUGACUAAGGGUUAUUUGGCAUGUCCAAUAUGCAAGGAGAACGUAACAUCAUCUUGGCAUGCAAGAAAAGUUUGUUAUCUUGGUCAUCGUAGAUGGCUCCCUUGGGACAACGAGUGGCGUCAGAACGAUAAAGCCUUCGACGGCACAAAAGAGACUCGGCUAAGACCAAGAGAAUGGUCCGGAGAUGAGAUUUUGGAUCAGUUAAACCGUUUGGAAUUUGGUCAUUUCGGCAAAGGGGUCAGUAACCCCAGACCAACUACACAUCUGAACUGGACGCACAAAAACAUUGAAAGAAAACCAAAAGACACGAUCGAAGCUCGCCUCGAUUUGGAACGAAUGGGCGUUAGGUCAUCUUUGUGGAUGAAGAAUGUCGGUGGUACGUUGAAGAAAGGCCAUCCUUUUUUUACAGUUAAGCCGAAUGGGAAGAAAGAGUUUUUCAACUUUAUUUCUUCUGUAAAGUUUCCAGAUGGGUAUGCUUCCAAUAUCUCGCGUUGUGUGAACGUGAAUGGGUGUAAAUUUCAAAACAUGAAGAGUCAUGACUGUCAUGUGAUACUCCAACGCCUUCUUCCAGUUGGUAUUCGACACUUAUUGCCUCUUGAUGUGGUGAAACCAAUCGUGUUGUUGUCGAGAUUUUUUUCGCAGUUGACUGCAAGGUGUUUGCGGAAGUCAGAUGUUAAACAAUUGCAGGACGACAUUGUGAACAUCUUAUGCAAGUUCGAACAGAUAUUGCCCCCAGUGUUUUUUACAAGUAUGAUUCACGUGAUGAUUCACUUGCCAGAUAAGGCAUUGCUUGUCGGACCAGUGAACUGUCGAUGGAUGUAUCCAAUAGAAAAAUAUCUUGGUGAGUUGAAAAAGUCUGUUCGAAACAAGGCAAAGCCCGAAGGAUCACUUGUGGAGGCAUGGGUCGCAUAUGAGUCACUUACUUUUUGUGCAAUGUAUCUUGAAGAUGUUGAGACAGCUUUCAAUCGUUCUCAAAGCAAUAAUGACGGUGGUGUCAGAAAAGAGAAACUGUCUGUUUUUGCCCAAAUUGCGCGACCAUUCGGCGAUCAUGUAAAAGACGAAUUGUUUACCAAAAAAGACAUGGAGGUAGCGCAUUGGUUCAUACUCAACAAUUGUGACGAGGCUUUGCCAUACCUUGAAGAGCAUGAACAAUUGAUGAAGCCGGAACAUCCUUCACAUUUAUAUGCCAAGAAGCACCGUGACUUGUUUCCUUCGUGGUUUCACGCACAUAUGAACAAAUUGAAGGAAUUGAAUUCACCCUCUUACGAUGGAGAAUUAUAUAACUUGGCGAGAGGACCGCUUCACGUUGAAUUGUUCUCAGGUUGUCAUGUCAACAGGAUCAAGUUCUUGGGGGCAACACGUGAUGACAAGUUGUCUACUCAAAAUAGUGGUGUCCAUGUCCCCGGGUGCGGGGUGACAGUGAAGACAUUGAUUUUUUAUGGCAAACUAACUAGUGUAGUACAAUUGCUUUACAAAGACAGGUGUCAAGUGAUACUGUUUAAGUGUCUUUGGUUUGAUACAAACCCACAUAACCGAACGAGUGUUAAGCGAGACCAUGGUUUACUAUCAGUAAACACUAUGAGACAUUGGUACGAUGAAGACCCAUACAUUUUGGCAACAAUGGCGAAACAAAUAUUCUAUCUAGACGACCCUAAAGCUGGCAAUGGUUGGAAAGUUGUUCAAAAGAUUGAUCGAAGAGGGCUAUAUGAUAUUCCAGAACAAGAUCAUGAUGACAAUUACAAUAACGUCGCUGACCAACAGUUAUCAUCUUCGAUAGAAAUUGGUGAAGAAACACUCCGGGAUACUAAUAUUGUCCAAGAACCGUUUGACGUAGUUGGAUUUCCUGAAUUCGAAAUAUCAAUUGACCUUGGUGAUCUACCUCAAUACAAUGCACCAGAAGAGGCAAACGAAGAUGAAGACGAAUGGGAAUCCGGAAAUGAUAGUAAUGAGGAUAGCGAGAAUUAUUAUUGUAGUUCGGAUGAUGAUUAA
Messenger RNA from Malus domestica (apple), 2052 nucleotides. The record is from RefSeq and is a predicted model, not a curated record. NCBI's taxonomy places the organism in Eukaryota, Viridiplantae, Streptophyta, Magnoliopsida, Rosales, Rosaceae.